Molecule: messenger RNA, 807 nt
Organism: Apiotrichum porosum
Lineage: Eukaryota; Fungi; Basidiomycota; Tremellomycetes; Trichosporonales; Trichosporonaceae
Exons: 5
Coding region: 1-807 (268 amino acids)
Source: RefSeq, a predicted model, not a curated record
AUGGCUUUCUUUGACGGAAUCCACAUCAAGCUCCUCAACAUCUUCGUCUUCAUUGUCACCCUCGGUGCCAAUGUCUACGCGGUGGCGGGGCCCAAGGACACAUACGGUUCUCCCAAUGAGACCUAUGUGACUCCCUCGGCAUACGCCUUUUGGAUCUGGACGCUGAUCCAUUUCCUGCUCUUGCUCAUGAUGUUCUUCCAGUUCACGACGCCCGGCAAGGCCAUCAUCAUCGACGCCAUUGCUUACCGCUUUGCUAUCCUCGGCUGCCUCAACUCCAUCUACAUCUUCCUUUGGGCUCGCGGCUGGUACAUCUCGGCGUUCGUGUUCUCGCUCCUCGUCGCCGCUAGCGUGAGCCAGAUCUACUACAUCAUCAACAACGAACACACCUCGUAUGAUGGCCUUGGCACGGAGCUCUUUGUUCACCUCCCCUUCUCGCUUUACCACGGCUGGACUAUCGUUCUCAUUGUCAUCUCCCUCUUCCAGGCCUUUGGCGUCAACGCCGACAUUGAGAAGGCCGGUAUCUGGACCAAGAUCUUUGUGUUCCUCGCGUUUGUGUUCCUCGAGUCCACGGCUGCCGGAUAUGCCUUUGCCACCUCUCAGGGUGACCCCGCUGGUGCCGCCGUCAUCGCCUGGGCCCUCUUCUCGAUCUUCAUCCACCAGGAAGUUCCCUUCAUCCGCUGGUCCGCGUUCGUCUUCUUUAUCCUGUCGCUCUUCGCCGUCAUCAAGGCCCUCUACUCGUCCUACCGUGGCGGUGGCGGUAUCCUCCACGAUGAGGAGCGUGCCCCCCUCAUCCCGGGCACCGAGUAA